GAGUCCAGCCUGUCAGUUGGUGCUAGAGUUCUGCUCUCUCUCUGGUUCCAGAGUCCAGUCUGUCAGUUGGUGCUAGAGUUCUGCUGUCUCUCUGGAUAAUAAGCAGUAUGUCCAACAUGGGAAGGCUUAAUGCCCGGUCUCCUGGUGGUACCGGGAAAGAGAUGGAGCGUGCAUCGUCUCGAGGCACCGACAGGCUGGCAGCAAUGUCUCCGUGCAUUGUAGGGAGACCCAGAGCCGUGUCUCCAUGCAUGAUAGGGGGCCGAAGAGCACUGUCUCCUGGGAGACCCAAACCGCUGUCCCCAGGUGUGGAGGGCGUAGAGAGAGCUUUGGCUCUCCAUGAGCUUGAGGGCCGCAGCCGAUUUAAGCCCAUCAAGAGUAGUUUGGAGUCCAAACCAGGGCUGAACAACAUCCCAGUCCGGAUUCGGCCACCCAGCCCAGCCAAGCCAUCCCCCAAGGAGCCCACCUAUGGUUGCAGCCUCUCCAGCGACCCUCCCACCAGGCCCAUAAUGAGACGCAGGGCACAGUCUCUCCCCUUAGCCCAGGUGACGUAUAAGAACCGUCAGGUGCGCUUCAUAGAUGCCCGAGGCCUGCAGCUAGAGGACAUCAAGGUGUUCAGAAUGGGGGAGGAGCCUCAAAUCCCUGCCCACGUCUUUUCCCGACUCCUGAUGAGCUCUGAGAUUAACUCCAGGCGGUCCCUGGAGCUGUCCCUGCCCUACUUCAAACCAUGCUUCCCCGAGAACAGGGGUUCGCAGCCAGGCUUCGCUCAGCGACUGGAGAGGCAGGUCGUGUCUUUAGACCAGGUCCUGUGUUCCGAGAUGGGCAUCAUGGGUACAGUGCAGGUCCUCAACCUGGCCUAUGACAAGGAGGUGAUGGUCCUCUACUCCUUCACCAACUGGAGGAGCAGCGCUGAGACCCGAGGCUGCUGGGUGACCACCCUCCGCAGUGACCCGACAAAGGGACCCGAGGCAGAUGUCUUCCGAUUCCGCCUGCCGGUUCCACCCUUCAUCCUGCAGGCAGGAGCACUGCUGGAGUUCGCUGUGCGUUACAGAGUGGCGGGGGCAGAGUACUGGGACAACAAUGAUGGAUGCAACUACAAGCUGUCUUGUCACAGCUACAAACUCACCGUUCCUCUGGAGUGUGAGGACAGCAUGGUGCACUUCACCUGACCGGCCACCAGGGGGCGAGCAGUCACAGAUCGAUUUUGCAUUGACAAAGAGAUUGAGGUGACUGAGAGGCUAAUUGCACAGCUACACCGAAUCUGUAACAAUAGAAGGAAGUCAAGUAGCAAAGCAUUUGCAGAAGGCCUUUUGAUUUGUUUUUUGGGAUAUCUUUAUAAACAAAAAUAUUUCCUUUGGACAGGAGAUACCAAUCUGGAGAACAGUGGAUGAUAUUACAAUUUGUGGGCUGAGAUCACUCUGAAGCUGUCUAAAAUUAGUAGUUUUUUCAACCGCUUUUGUUUCUUACUUUUCUUUUGUCUGUGUGCAGUGGGAGCUGUAGUAGAUUGUAGAUGCAUAGAGUUUUAUAAUGAAUUUCACACAGUAAAAUGUUUAAACUUACAAUAUAAAGACUUAAUGUUUCCUUUGAGAAUACAUAAUGCACUUUAGAUACAUCAGAUAUGACCUGUGACCUUUACAUCAGAUAUGACCUGUAAUCUCUAAAUCAGAUUGACCUGUGAUCUUUAUCUAUACCGCCCUCUCUCUCUCUUUCUCCCUCUCUCUCUCUCUCUCUCCCUCUUUCUCCCCCCCCCCCCCCGUCAGUCUUUCUCAGUGUGUUUCAGAGUAAUAGAUGAAACCCAGUAAACACUAAAGAAUGUUCAGACUGAUGACCUAAAUUCCAUGACUGUCUGAAACAGCCAACACUACAUAUCAUGUGUUACUGCACUGCUUUGUCAGACUAAACAAAACAAUGCAACUGGUUUAUGCGAAAA
This is a messenger RNA of Esox lucius (northern pike), 1927 nucleotides long. RefSeq names its product protein phosphatase 1 regulatory subunit 3D. The transcript has a single exon. The coding region runs from base 108 to 1166 and encodes 352 amino acids. Gene Ontology annotation, cellular component: protein phosphatase type 1 complex. The record is from RefSeq and is a predicted model, not a curated record. NCBI's taxonomy places the organism in Eukaryota, Metazoa, Chordata, Actinopteri, Esociformes, Esocidae. Gene Ontology annotation, biological process: regulation of glycogen biosynthetic process. Gene Ontology annotation, molecular function: glycogen binding; protein phosphatase 1 binding.